This is a messenger RNA of Trypanosoma rangeli, 1443 nucleotides long. RefSeq names its product transmembrane protein 180. Bases 1 to 1443 code for a protein of 480 amino acids. Lineage: Eukaryota; Euglenozoa; Kinetoplastea; Trypanosomatida; Trypanosomatidae. The record is from RefSeq and is a predicted model, not a curated record. The transcript has a single exon.
AUGAGGCCCGGGCUCAAGCACCUGGGCAUUGCCUCGGUGAUUUUACUGCAUGCCAUAUUUGCUGCAUUUUACGUGGAUGUGUUCACACGGCAGCACAUGCCGAGCGUUGAGCACCGUGGGGUAGGUACCGUUGGCGGGAAUAACCUGCGUUUCUUCUGGUACUUUGGGCUGGGCCAGCUGCUGUAUGUUGUGUGGAAUGGCACGCAGGGCGUAGCUUUUGAAAUGCAGAGGUGCAGGUGGUUCCCUGUUGUUGCCUAUCUGAAGCUUUGGCGAUUGUCACGAGCGGGUCCCAUCUGGGCUGUGUCCUUCAUCUUUCUAUGGCCACCAUUCAGUGUAUCAUUCCUUUCUCCUGCAGUCCAGUUUACGCUCUGGAUGGUUUUAUACGAUUAUCUCUUGGCGCGCUGCGAGGCGGCACUGCGAACGUUGUCCAGGGAGGAGUUCAGACCAAAUGAGCGCGGCUUCAUCGUGUACCACAUAUUGAGUGGCGUGGGUGUCGCGACGGCGUACUACCUGUGCGAGUUGGGUGGUGUUAGGAAGGACGGGUUGUUUGCAUUUCGGUGCUUCACAACGAUAUGUGGAUUUCUCGCGGCGCUACUGCUCUACGCCUACGGUGGUCAGAAGUGCAAAAUGCUGAAAGGUCACGAGUGCGUGGACGAGUGCGGCACGGCGAAUUCAGAAGAGUUUGUUCGAUUUGCACUACAAACUAUGAAUCGGUGCAGCAUGAAGGCAGGAAUGUUGUUUUGGGCACUUCAGGGUUACAGUUCUCUCUUUGCGACAUCGUUCUUCAAUAUGUUCUUAGCGAUGAGUGGUGACACUGUCUGCAUCCCUGUGCGGAUCUUUUUUUUGUUGCUGCUGCAUGCUGCACCGCACGCCGUCGUUGCUGUUGCCGCCCCAUUUUUUAAGGUGUUGGGAAAAAAACGCGUCAUUGGUGGUUUCCUGGCCGCGAGAGCCAUGCUAGGUGUCCUCUUUCUUGCCGUUGCCACGCACGAGGUUCAAUGUGUUUUUGUCUUUAUGAGCGCCAAGAUGUCCUCAAGCUUGUUUGUAUUGCUGCUUUUCUUGAACCGUGUGCUGACAGAUGCCGUGGGGAUUAUGCAGGAGUCUAUUCUCUGCGACCUCGUAGACGAGGACACCGUCAUCUUCUUUCGCGUGAAUCCGGCGACAGACAUGACGAGACGCUUGCUAGCGAUGGCGGCGAAGCCGUUGGAGUCGGUGGCAGUAGUGGUGACAUCUCUGGGUCUCGCGUGCAUGGGGUGCAGCCACGCAACACACCUUGAGGAGGCUGCGGCUGCCGUGGCGCUUGCCGGUGCGACGGUGCUCUUGACUUCCUCGCUGAUGCUGUGGGGAUGGAUGCACUACUACAAACUUGAAGGGAGCCAUCUGCAGUUUGUGCGGAUGGCGUUGCGUAAGCGCGCCGAUAAGGAUGGCCGAAUGAUGCUGGUCUGA